UGACCCGCGGUGCCUGUCUGCCGCUGCCCGCGUUGCAGAGGCAGAGAGAUCCGUCGUCUCUCUCUCGCUCUCUCACACUUGCACUUUCUCUCUCUCUUCGCAACUCGCGCCCGCGCGGUCGCUUACAUGCACACAGUCAUCCGCAGCCGGAUCGCCUGUGUUCUCCGACAUGGGUUCUUCGCAGACAAAAGGGAAACAGCUUUGAAUUUUCUACCAUGCUGACCAGUCUUCUGUUAGGUCAAGGCUACAACGCCUAUGUUGUAAGUGGCUAUGCGAGCAGGGAACAGGUUAGUUACAAUUGCACCCGUAAGGUAUGCCCAUACCUACAGAAACCAGAAGAGCCAAAGCAUGAAGUCGCAUCUGAGGAAACUCAAAGAUAUCGCUUGAAACCACCUCCCGACAUCAGGAGUAAGUUUUUAUUGGAAAUGGAGGCAAGAGAACGUAAGAAGCUGGAAGAUGACUUGAAACGUCAAGAAGAAGAACGUGAUAAGAUGAUUCAAGAACUUGAGUGUCCACCGCCGGACAAAUAUUGGGGAUACAGAAUACACUCGUGGGUGGUCAUUUUACCCGUAGAAAAUAGUGGACGCAAGGAUGAAAUACUGGAACCCAUUUUCAUCGAGUCUACGUUGGGGGAAUAUUAUUAUUGUGCCGACAAUAAAACCAGUAAUCUGUACCUGGGCGUGGAAAGCAUUUGGAACGAUCAGAAUUAUUGGGUAAACAUGCAAAUCUGCACUGAUGGAUGUGCGUCUAUCGACUGGGAUCUGACCAAACCCAAGUUGUGGGAGCAUCUACUUCCCGGAGAGCCUUGGACGACACGAGGAGUAGAAGAAGAGGACGCCGAACGGGAUCUCAAUAUUCAGAUGGACAAACACUUGGACAUGCCUGCCUCUUGGGUGGAAAAAAUUUCAUUAUCUAGCGUCGCCUUUGAGAGACGCUAUCCAGGUGGAAGUAAAACAAUAUUUUACAAGAAAGCCAAAGUAGAACUGUACGCUCCUUAUGUUCAGAGGGACGGCUUGAUUCAAAAGAUUACAUUGUUCGAGGAUUACGAAUAUAUGAUCCCUACGACUAUCUAUGAAACGUUUGCUAAUCGAACUGAUUACCGAGUGAAAACGGUGAAGAAUUUAGACACCGAAUCGGUAAUUGAUUAUUACAAGAGAGGACGUCCAGAUGCGUGCAAAGUAAAUAUUUGUACAGAGCAUCGAUAUUUCCUGAGCGAUGCUGUGGAGGAUUCGGAAACUUCGUUGGACUUUUACGAUAUCGUUCGUUUGGAUGGACUAACUCGCAUUGAAAUACACCCGUCAUAUCUUGUCCAACAUUUUGUUAAUCGCAAAGAUCGCCUCUAUUAUCGAUACGUUCAGUACACCUCGGAGAAGACUACUUCGUUAAUUGAAGAAUAUUCACGGAUUGUUUGGAAAAUAACUGAGAAAUAUCAGAGAAACGAAUCUAUACCCGCUAGCAAAGACGUUUGCAUUCGCGAAUUUGCAGUAGGCGAUAACGAAAUAAGGCUGAAAUAUCAUUACGAAAGUGGCAAGGGUACCAGAGCUACUCGGACGUUUGUAAAGCCACUUCCAUCGGACAGAGGGGAACGGCUCACUUUCAAUCCUGAUAUGACAAGUGGAUAUAACCCGGACCCAAUGGCACCUCCAGAAAAAUCGUUGAUGCUCUAUUACGAACUGGAGAAGCAACUGAAGGAAGAAGAGGUAUGUAGGACAUUGAUCGCAAUUGCUGAGGAUGAAGUGAAAGCAUUUUUAAAGGGACGUUCGUUCGAGUAUUCCCUGCCCAGCUUGUCAGUAUCAUUGUUUGACAGAAAUAGAAAUGACGAGGCCAAGGCUGGAAUGUUUGCCAGGGAAGAAAUACUCAGAGCCCAAAGUAAGCGCGAAGUUGUUAGAGAAAUGGACUACUUGGGCCCAUAUCUGGCUAGCCUUGGUAAUCCUGUAUAUCUGAGCAGGACUGAAGCACUUCAAGUGCAAGAGCAAUGCUUGACGGACUUUAAACAAAAACUGAUUGAUCGGGCCAAUUGCAUAUUGGAAACAUUCGAGAAAAGUAAAGAGGAAUUAAUGCAAAAGCAGGCUCGUCAUGCCCAGGAACGAGAGUUAUCCCGAGAGGAUGAAGAAUCGUUUCAGAGUGAAAUGAACGAUGCUAUUUUCAAUCUGCACACGGUCGAAAUGCAAUUGAACCGAUACCGAGAAUUAGCUACGGAUCGAUAUCGAACGCUACUAGUCAAUCUACAAAGGGAUCCUCGUUUAUCUGCCAUCUAUCGCUCUUUCUAAAUAAAACGUAAUUUGCUUGCCAUACGAUGGCUCUCCUUUGGCUGGCUGUAAACAAAUUUACAUCAAACGUCGCUGGUGUCCAGUGCAGGUAUAGUACACAUCUCAUUCCAGCCUGAUGUAAGACUCUCGGAAGCAAUUCCCUUUGAAAUUGAAGUUUUUCGUCACUCCUGAUUUUUCUGCAAGCAUACUAUUUUCCUAAUUUACAAUAUCCAGUGACUGUGCGUAUAUACCGCAGUUAUGUAUGCUUGUUGCUGCUUGUCAUGAUAAUAUCAAAGGAAAAUGUCUACUUACAAACAUAAUGUCAGUUGCCAAACUUAGUCUAUCAAUAAAUUCUCACACGUGA
Messenger RNA from Neodiprion fabricii, 2613 nucleotides. RefSeq names its product dynein regulatory complex subunit 7-like. Gene Ontology annotation, cellular component: motile cilium. The transcript is spliced from 10 exons. Gene Ontology annotation, biological process: flagellated sperm motility. Bases 216 to 2270 code for a protein of 684 amino acids. NCBI's taxonomy places the organism in Eukaryota, Metazoa, Arthropoda, Insecta, Hymenoptera, Diprionidae. The record is from RefSeq and is a predicted model, not a curated record.